GCGAGAUUUAAAUCGAACGAUUACACCGUAACCGUUUUCGUGCGUUUUUAAAUGUCGCUUCUAAACUAGGAUUUACGGUACUGAAAAGACAGUGCGAAAAUCUAUUGGUCCUUUCAAUGGUGACGUCACGCCUCUAGGAAAUGGUCAACAGUUUUGUGAGAUUUGUGUAAACAUUACUGAUACAUGCUCGACUAUCCUCAUCCUCAAACCCAGCGUGUAGUUGAAAGAAAACACACCAGACUGAACGCGAGGAUCUUUGGAAAUCACCAUCAUCGAUACAAACUCUCCUCACAAACAACAGACUUUAUUGUUCAGCAGGGAAGCGACUAGAAUGUCUGCAUCGGUUGAUAUCCACGCGCAGCUGGCGUCCAUCAUCGAGCGCUUCGCCAAAUGCGCGCUGCUGGAGAUGAGUCGCGCGGUGGAGCAGGAGAUGACGCGCCGGCAGAUGGAGGUCGAGACGCUGCUGGUCAAACUGCAGUUUACCGAGAGCGAGCUGCGAUCAGCCCGACAGAACCAGCCGAACCUGCGCUCAGUGGGAAUACAGGUCAAUAACAGCGGACAGAGAGAGGUAAACCUCAACUUCGUAAAGAUAAAUAAAAAUCAUGAUGGAGAAUCACAGACGGAGAUACACACGGGCGACGUUCACACUUCAGUGCAGACGUUCACACUGAACGAAGACGGAAUCAAAUCCAUUCAGAUCAAAGAGGAACACAUGGAGGACGGACAGUGGGACAGCGGACCGAUUUCUCCUGCUCUUUGCCCGUUGGGUCCAGAUGUGGAAGACCAGGAUAGUUUCAGCACGGGAACAACAGGAGCAGCUAGAGAGGGUAGUGAUUUUAUCCUAACGAGUAAGAUGAAGCCCAGUGGAAUGUGGAAUUCGCCUAUUUCCGAGGAAUAUCCAGCGAACUCCGGAGCCCAGAGUUUGGACGCUUCUCCUCUGGAAACAGGUGAGCGAUUCGCCACAGGUGUGUCUCCGAACCGACGGCACGAUCCAAACGCGCAUCAGUACGUGGACGAACCGUACAGAACUGCUGCCGCUAACCAUGCGCUUCCGUCGGUGUCAGAACACAGAGACGCAAAUGCAGAGAGAAGCUCUCGCUGCCCUCAGUGCGGAAAGACCUUCACCACACGCUUCUACCUGAAGAUCCACCAAAGAAUCCACACCGGAGAGAGACCGUACACCUGUCCUCAGUGCGGCAAACGCUUCUACUGCAACUCUCACCUGAUUUCACACCAGCGCUCGCACACCGGAGAGAAACCGUACAGUUGUGAAGAAUGCGGCAAGUCCUAUUCUCAUUUAAACUCACUGAAACUGCACCAGCGCAGCCACACUGAAGAAGAGGCGUAUGCGUAUUGGUAGCCUUCACAGUCACAGAUUCACUAGUGACAAGCUUUUAUGAAAUGCCACAUUUUGUUUUAAACUUGACUUGUUUUGACAUACUUUAUGGAGGUUUUUUAUAAUAAAUAGUAAUAUUGCUUCAAGUUUGAUAUACUGUUUUUCAGUAGCUGGUCAACAGAUCACAUUUAUAUACAUCUGUUUGAUAACCAUCAGCAGUCACAUGAAAUGCAUUUCAUUUAUAUAUGAAUUCAACUUUUCAUUUUAUAACCUGUAAAAUGAUGCUAUAUGCCUUCUAUGUUGUUUUCCACUACUUUGUGUUUGCGUGAAUUAUUUAAUAUGGGAGCAUCAAGAAGAUGCAUUUUGCAGUUGACAAUAAAACAAAUGACUUUCUGAUGUAAAA
Megalobrama amblycephala (Wuchang bream) is the source of this 1739-nucleotide messenger RNA. RefSeq names its product zinc finger protein 287. Gene Ontology annotation, molecular function: RNA polymerase II cis-regulatory region sequence-specific DNA binding; DNA-binding transcription factor activity. Bases 332 to 1360 code for a protein of 342 amino acids. Gene Ontology annotation, biological process: regulation of transcription by RNA polymerase II. The record is from RefSeq and is a predicted model, not a curated record. Lineage: Eukaryota; Metazoa; Chordata; Actinopteri; Cypriniformes; Xenocyprididae. The transcript has 5 exons.